AUGUCGACCAACCUCACAGCCAACCCUUUUGCCAACUGCACAGGCGUCACUCCAGAAUGUCCCGCCUACUACAGCCCUUUGACCUACCAGCCUAGUCUGGUCGCCAACUUCAUCUUCCUCAUCAUCUUCAUCGUCUGCGCGCUCGUCUCGUUGAUCCUCGGUCUCUUCUACCGGACAUGGGCAUACGGCUUCUGCACAGUCGCCGGCUGCGUUCUGGAAUUGUUGGGCUACCUGGGUCGCGUUAAGCUACAUAGCGACCUUUGGAACUCCGGUGCCUUCACCACUCAGAUCAUCACGCUCAUCAUCGCGCCCGCCUUCCUGUCGGCCUCCAUCUAUCUCACCCUCAAGCAUGUGGUGCUCACCUUCGGCCGUGAGUUCUCUCUCCUCAAACCCGCCCUCUACACCUGGAUCUUCGUCUCCAUGGAUAUCCUCUCUCUUCUGGUCCAGGCUGCGGGCGCGGCCAUCUUCGGCGCGAAGAACGCCGACAUCAGUCAGCUCAAGGCCGGUGCCAACAUCGCCUUGGCCGGUAUCAUCCUCCAGGUCGUCUCCCUGGCCACAUUCGGUCUUCUGGGUGGACUCUACCUUUUCCGCCUGAACAAGCACUGGGGUACUCUAUCGCCGCAAGCAGUCGCCAUCGCCCAUUCCACCCGCACGCACUUCUUUGCCGCCGCCGUUAUCAUCGCCUACAUCACCAUCCUGAUCCGUUGCAUCUACCGUAUCCCCGAAUUGGCCGGAGGAUACCGCAACGAAGUCUACAUGAACCAGACCGAGUUCAUCGUCUUGGAGGGUGUCAUGAUCAGCAUCGCUGCGAUCUGCUUGUCAUUCAUUCACCCAGGAAUCUUCUUUCCGCAGCUGUCAGCCCACCAGCGCAAGAAGCAGGGCACCGCGGUCCCGGAGCAGUACAUCGAGCUGAACGGCAAGCGAUAA
This is a messenger RNA of Dissoconium aciculare CBS 342.82, 927 nucleotides long. Its product is annotated as RTA1-domain-containing protein. The coding region runs from base 1 to 927 and encodes 308 amino acids. The record is from RefSeq and is a predicted model, not a curated record. The transcript has a single exon. Gene Ontology annotation, cellular component: fungal-type vacuole; plasma membrane. Lineage: Eukaryota; Fungi; Ascomycota; Dothideomycetes; Mycosphaerellales; Dissoconiaceae.